Galendromus occidentalis (western predatory mite) is the source of this 2282-nucleotide messenger RNA. RefSeq names its product Exocyst complex component Sec6 (gene Sec6). Gene Ontology annotation, biological process: exocytosis; exocyst localization. Gene Ontology annotation, cellular component: exocyst. Gene Ontology annotation, molecular function: SNARE binding. The transcript has 11 exons. NCBI's taxonomy places the organism in Eukaryota, Metazoa, Arthropoda, Arachnida, Mesostigmata, Phytoseiidae. The record is from RefSeq and is a predicted model, not a curated record. Bases 99 to 2282 code for a protein of 727 amino acids.
ACGAGAGUGACACCUGCCGUGCUGCUGAGCGGUGCUCAAAUUGACAGUUCCCGAGAUCCGUUCCUUCCCGCCUCCAUAGCGGCGGAGAAAGAGUGACGAUGACCGAUAUCCUCGAGCAACAAGAAGUUGCAAAGUCUACUGGGCUGAAACAUGUCAUAACCAUGUUGCAAAUUCCGGAUCAGCUCGAUAAGGUCGACCAGCACAGGAAACGUGUCCAGAGGAAAAAAGCCUCCGUGGAAGCAAUGCUGAAAACGGCGGUCCAAUCACAGCUUGAUGGCGUCGAAACUGGCUUGUCACUUCUAGUGUCGGCUCGAGACGACAUUGCGGACUGUCAGAAAAAAAUCGACGAGGUUGAACAGAUCUAUGCAGAUUUAGCCAAACUGUCGCUGCAGCUGCAGGACGUGAGGGAGGAGAGCAUCAAGCACUCACAAACAGGAACCCUGAUGGAGCACCUGAAACAUAUCUUCAAUGUACCGGGCAGUGUGGCGAGAACACAGGACCUGAUCCAGGAAGGGAAGUUUUUGCUCGCCCACAAAGCGCUCUCAGACCUUGAAGGAUCGCGGGAUGACCUCUUGUAUGAGCUUCAUAAGCAAGCUAACAACCUACCGAGCGACAAGGCGAUGCUCAAACAAUACUUCGCCGAUGUCGAAAGACUCAGCGAUGAACUUGGGAAGCAGCUCUGGGUCAUUUUGAAGCGGACUCUGAACACAGUCCGUAAGGAACCACAGGUGAUUGUGACCGCCCUACGCCUCAUCACAAGAGAGGAAUGGGCUGACGAAGCUGCACUCAGGAGACAAGAAACCACCGGUUUCCUACCUCCUUCUCGGCCAAAGCUAUGGAAGAAGAAGGCGAUAGAGACCUUGGAGCAGAGUGUAGCGGAACGUCUGGAGGCGAACCAGAUCGAAGGAAGACAGGAAAACAAGAUGUGGCUGGUGCGUCAUCUCGAAGUGACCCGGCAGUUGAUAAUCGAUGAUUUGAAAACCGUUAAGCAUCAUUGUACGCCCUGUUUCCCACCGUCUUUCGACAUAUUCAAUGAAUGGGUCCGCAUGAUCCACAACUGCUUGUCUCAGCGAUUACAAACAAUCAUCUCUCAAGGUCUCGUCGAUAGCGAAUAUAUCCACAUACUCGGCUGGCUCAACACGUACAACUCACGCGAACUCAUGCAACAUCCCGAAUUAAAUGUGGAUAUUUCGCGAUACGAAGCGUUGCUGCCGGAUUCGACAAUUAAGAAACUUAUGCAGAAGUACUUGGCUGGAUUGCAAGUCAAGUUCGAAGAAUGGCUCCGGAAUGCUCUGACCACAGAUCACAAGGACUGGCAGAAGCAAGAGAUGCCGGAAACCGAUUCUGACGGAUAUCACCGAACGGAAGCCCCAAUGCUGAUUUAUCAGAUGAUAACACAGCACAUAGAUGUGGCGCGAACUGUCUCGCCAACACUGAUUUCACUCGUACUGAAUCUCGCCAUGGAGCAUAUGAACAAUUUCCUCACAUCCUACAUCCAGCUAGUCACAGAGUACAAAAUACAGAACUUUGAGGACAGGUCGCGCUUCCAUUGCUAUACUGCAUACAUGAUCGCUGUCGCGAACAAUGCGGUUAACAUGAAGGUCUUGCUCACCAAACUGAACGAAGGCAAGAACCUCGCUCCGAAUCUUGAGGAGAAACUCAAGACCUUGAAGGAGAAUGCCCUGAGCUACCUCUGUGAAGAGGUGCUGAUGGAUAUCAAAGCCCUCACACCGAAUAUCAUGACGAGGAAAUGGCUCACCAAAGAGGACCAAACAAUCGACACUGUGAUAGUCACCUUAGCUGACUACGGGAACGACUACACUGCUCUGAUAGCGUAUCAGGAUCUCAUAAUGAACAUCGAGAAACAGGUCGCCUCCAGCUAUGUUCGAGCUAUUUGUGAGAAGCGCAUAUCCUUCAAAAACUACGAAGAAAGGAAGACGGCAGCGGAACUGAUCGUAGAAGACACAAACAAGCUCGAAAAGCAAUUCAAGGAGCUGUAUAAGAAGCGAGCGACUCUCCCAGCUGCCUCCAAGGAGUCUGAGCUCACAGUCCUCAAGCUGAUGGCCGAAGUCUUGAAAAUGAAGGAUAACUCCCUUCUCUCUCUGGAGCUGAGCGGCCUCGUCAAACGAUUCCCGGAUGUUUCUGCGGAUGAUCUAAUGGCCUUACUCGACCUCCGUGGGGACAUUUCUCGACCUGACGCUCGCCAAUUGAUCGUCGACUUCAAACCAGGAUCGGCGACCGAUAGACCAAUAUUUUCGAACAUUCUCCAGAACUUAUCCUAG